AAUGAAUAACAACACAACUAAUAAUAUUCCCGAAUUAUCAUCAAAAAUAAUUCCAACUUCAAUUUGCUUAUUUUUAUUUGCCAUAUUUUUACUUCCCCUAAUUUUAUUGCUAAUAAUAAUACUCUACAAAACCAAACGUCUUUUGCACCUGAAUACCCGUAUUUUGUUGACAGUCGUUCCUUUAUCGGUUAUAUUAAGCCUGGCUUCUAGAAUUUGUCUUCUUUUAAUGGUAAUUAGCGAGAAUCCGCCUAGAUUUAUGGAAAUUGCUGUUUAUUAUCCAUCAUUUUUUGCCAACUUUUUCAUUAAUUCCCUUCCAAUUACUAUUGGGCUUGAAAAGCUAAUUUCUACAUUGUUUUAUAAAUAUUAUGAAAAGAAUAAGCAUUUACGUUUUGUUGGAAUUGGUAUUUUGGCAAUACAGUUGAUAACAGCACUUUUAUUCAGCAUCGUUCGUUUUAAACUUACUUACAAAGAAAAUAACCCUCAAAACAUUUCAUCACUUCAACAUACAAUAUUUAACAAUCUCCAAAUUAUAUUACCUCAAAGUUCAAUAAUUAUCCCUGUAUUUUCCCUUCUUUUUUGGAACUCAAAAUUAUCCGUACAAAAUCAAAAGUCUUCUCAAAAUUCAAUUUCUUGUCGUUACCAACUUAGAGAAAAUUGCCGCACUUUGCGCUUCUGCCUAUUUUUUGUCUUUCUAUUGGCUGCCUCCACUUUUAUUCAAAUUUUAUUACACACUUUUAACGAUGAGGAAAGCAGAACUCUCUUCUUUAAUGUUAAUUAUUCUGUUGAACACUUUGGACCACUCGAGGAAUUUUUGGCUCUUUUCCCUCAAACCUUGGCACUUUUGAGCACACUUUUGGGACAUAAAUCCAUCCGACUUUCACUACUUUCUCUCUUUGGCAUUGAAGUUUCGGCAACGGAAAGAGCCGUUACCAAGCAAAAUAAAAACUUGCAUAUCAACACAGUCAACGGCUCUUUAUCUUCCUCUUUUUCCUCCAAUCGAACUGCCCGUGUCUCCGACGCAAAAUCAGUUAAUGAACUAAUCAGAGAUGCACAUUUUGAUAUUCUUCAAAACUACUGGGAAAAGAAAACCUGA
Molecule: messenger RNA, 1093 nt
Organism: Meloidogyne enterolobii
Lineage: Eukaryota; Metazoa; Nematoda; Chromadorea; Rhabditida; Meloidogynidae
Source: the annotation of a GenBank genome assembly